GCAAAAUCUUCUGUUUCAGUCCUCUUAAGCAAAUCCUUUUCUUCGACCAUCUUAACGAAAACAACAAAGACAUUUGUCACACGACUUCAUUCACAAAAUGCCUGACAUCCCCUGGAGAUCCGGAACCGGCUACGACCACCGCGAGUAUACAGUCAACGGUACUCCUCUGGUCGGCGAGGUCCAGAAGACCCUCUACGAUGACCCGGGAGAUUCAGGCCAAAGCUUAAAAGCAAUCACCAAUAUCAACUCUGAUGGAUAUUACUGGAACCAGGUUACGUCUCACAAAAAUGGGGGUACCGGCGAGAACAAGAUCACGGUGUCAUAUACUACCGAGCUGAAGGUGACUGUUGGCACUGAGAAGGAACUGAAUGCAAACCUUGGUCUCGAAUUCCAAGGUCUCAGUGUUGGAAUUGGAGCUUCUACCAAGACAUUUUCCCAGACCGAGACGACCAACAGCAAGACCUAUACUACUGAGAUCACCGUUCCACCCAAAACGACUGCUUAUCUCUACCAGAAGGUAUACCGGUUCAAGACGUGGAUGUGGUUCAUCAAUAAUGCGUGGGCUGAACUGAGUCGGGUUGGCGGUUGGUACAACUACUCGCCUACCCAUGUGGAUGGAUAUGUUGAGAUUCAUGCUAUGGAGUGGUUCUGCAGUCCAACUGAAUUGACUGGAUCGGGUACCGUGUCUGCCGACAUUAUUACUAGCCAAGUCGACUUCAAGUGGACCAGGCAAUUCAACAACACGACAGAGAAGUGCCAGGAAUAUCUCCAGAGUCACAAUGCUACGAUUCCUAGUAGCUAGAUGCGUUGCGUUUGUGGUCAGAUGCCUCAACAUGGGUUUUUAUCCUCUCGAGGUUUUCCCCAUGUUAUGAUGCGAAUGCAGAGGUGUCCUAUUAUUACAGUACCUAGGUUCAACUUCCUUUGAUGAAUUGUAUGCUUGAUGGAUUGAA
Aspergillus piperis CBS 112811 is the source of this 950-nucleotide messenger RNA. RefSeq lists its product as uncharacterized. The record is from RefSeq and is a predicted model, not a curated record. NCBI's taxonomy places the organism in Eukaryota, Fungi, Ascomycota, Eurotiomycetes, Eurotiales, Aspergillaceae. The transcript is spliced from 2 exons. Bases 98 to 802 code for a protein of 234 amino acids.